GUGAAGAAGAAGAGGCCACCGACGAAGAAGAAGCCAACGAUAACACGAAAAGUUUGUCGUAACACCCGCAAAUUUUCACGAACCCCGCUGGAAAAGUGCACCGGGCUGAGCAGAAAAGGGGCGCAUUAAAAUGGCAUCGCUGUUGAACAUUUCGGCCAAUCUGCGCCGCCCGGUGAUGGUCGGUGUGCGUGCCGCUUCCGCACACGCGGCCGCCUUCCGCUCCGCACUCUCGAACGAAUCCGCGACCGAGGUAACCACCCUGGACAGCGGACUGCGCGUGGCCAGCGAACCCCUGCCGACGCAGCUGGCCACGGUUGGACUCUGGAUCAACGCCGGAUCCCGCUACGAGGACAAGCACAACAACGGCACGGCCAACUUCUUCGAACAGGUCGCCUUCAAAGGCACGACGAAACGAUCGCAGUCAGCGCUGGAGCAGGAGGUGGAAAAUCUCGGUGCUCACCUGGACGCAUCGACCGGUCGCGAAGAGACCGUUUUCCAGGCCCGCUGCCUGUCGAAGGACGUCCCGAAGGUGAUCGAGCUGCUGGCCGACAUCGUACAGAACCCCAAGAUUGACGAUGCCGAUGUGAAGCGUGCCCGGGAGGUGCUGCUGGGCGAGAUCGAGAAGGUGGAGGCCGGCAACCUGCGCAACGUAGUGUUUGACCACUUGCACUCGACCGCUUUCCAGGGCACGUCCCUGGCCAACACUGUUUGGGGACCGAGCUCCAACAUUCGCUCGAUCAAGCGUGACGAUCUGCGUGGUUACGUGGAUUCGCACUUUAAGGCACCGCGCAUGGUGCUGGCCGUGGCCGGAGACGUUCGCCAGACCGAGUUGGAGAAACUGGCCGAGCAGCAUCUGGGUAAGGUGCAGUCAACGUUCGAUGGGAAGCCACCAACUCUGUCGGCAGUACGCUUUACCGGAUCUGAAGUACGCGUCCGGGAUGAUUCGAUCCCGCUGGCUCACGUCGCCGUCGCAGUCGAGGGUUGCGGCGUGUCCGAUGCCGAUGCGCUGCCGUUGUCCGUUGCUAGUUCGCUGAUUGGAUCGUGGGAUCGCUCACACGGUGGCGGCGUGAACAGCGCCUCCAAACUAGCCGUGGCCAGUGCUACCGACAAGUUGAGCCACAACUUUGAGUCGUUCAAUCUGACCUACCGCGAUACCGGCCUGUGGGGUAUCUACUUCGAGUGCGACCCGUUGAUGUGCGAGGACAUGCUGUUCAACGUGCAGAACGAGUGGAUGCGCCUCUGCACCAUGGUUACCGAUGGCGAGGUGGAGCGCGCAAAGCGGCAGCUUAAGACCCGCCUGCUGGCUGGACUCGAGGGACCGCAGGCCAUUAGCGAGGACAUCGGUCGUCAGGUGCUGCGCCAGGGUCGCCGUGAACCGCUGCACGAGUUGGAGCGGCGCAUCGAGAACGUGACGGCCGCGAACGUGCGCGAUGUGGCGAUGAAGUACAUUUUCGAUCGUUGCCCGGCCGUUGCUUCGGUCGGACCGGUCGAGAACCUUCCCGACUACAUGCGCAUCCGCUCGUCGAUGUCCUGGGUCCGAUUGUAAAAAGUGCCGUGGGCCUUCUAGGCGCUAGAGUCAAAGAGCAAAGCGCUUUGCUAACCAUUACUUCUGUAGAGCAGUCAAAUGAACUUAUGUGUUAAUUGGAA
Messenger RNA from Anopheles darlingi, 1647 nucleotides. RefSeq names its product mitochondrial-processing peptidase subunit beta-like. The record is from RefSeq and is a predicted model, not a curated record. NCBI's taxonomy places the organism in Eukaryota, Metazoa, Arthropoda, Insecta, Diptera, Culicidae. The coding region runs from base 131 to 1546 and encodes 471 amino acids. Gene Ontology annotation, cellular component: mitochondrion. The transcript has a single exon. Gene Ontology annotation, molecular function: metal ion binding; metalloendopeptidase activity.